AUGGCAAAAUUACGUGAAGAGCAGAAAGCAGAGCUCAUUAAACAAGAGAAAGAACGUCGUCGAAUCGCCCGGCUCCGACAGGUAUAGUUUUUCUGAGCUUUUUGAAAUUUUAAGGAGAAAAAUUUGUUUUCAGGUCCGCCAGCAGUCUUCGUUGCACGCAAAAGUCAUCAGAGAAGUUGUGAGUCAGAAGAAGCGAGAGAUUAUCGAGGAUAUCAGGUAUUUCUGUCGUUAUGUUGCAAAAACUGUACAAAAGUUCGUUCAGGGCCGAGUUACACGAAGAAGUGCGCUCAAAAGUGUCCGAAUUGGAAGAUGUUGAGAAUUUAACGCCCAAACUGGUUCGGAAAUCGACGACGCCACGUUCGAAGGUAAAAAUUACUAACAAUCCUAAAAAAACUGCACGAUGCUUCUGAAAUUGUCAAGAAAAUCCUAUCUUUGCUGGAAACCUACAAGACUACCUGAAAUUGUAUACAAUUUGCUUUAAAAAACACAGAAACUUUCUUUUUCUUCCCAAAAAUGCUCGAAAGAAAUCUGAGAAUACUUCCAGAAGAAACACAAUGCUCGGCGUCGUGAAAUGACCGAAAACGACGUGAUAUUGGCCCAAAAACGGAACGCCGAAGCGAUGAAGCGACUGAAAAAGCAGAAAGAACAAGAAAAAAUGGAAAAAGAGGAAAAACUGGCGAAACGGAAGGCGGCCGCCCAAAAAGCAAACGAAAUCAUGAGAGGAGGCAACUCCAGGAUAUUGUGA
Molecule: messenger RNA, 745 nt
Organism: Caenorhabditis sp. 36 PRJEB53466
Lineage: Eukaryota; Metazoa; Nematoda; Chromadorea; Rhabditida; Rhabditidae
Source: the annotation of a GenBank genome assembly